AUGCUGCGCCAGGUGACUACAACGAAGGGUUCCUCUCCAGAGACGACGGUCGAGAGCAGCUGGCGUGAUUGUAUCGAGGUAGGGGAGGAGCUAGGGCAGGAGGAGCUACGAAGCGUGUGGAUGGCUGCAGGCGCUCCGGUUCCUCUCCUGACCCCGUUGGAAGCUUCCAGGAACACCCAGCUGGAUAACGCCACCUGGAGCUUUGUACCGGCUCGCAGCGCUUUAAUAGGCGACGUGACAAGCACCGACUUGCUACGGCAGGCGCGUGGUUUCUGGUGGGAUGAGGAGGACGGGGAGGCGAUUCCACGUGGCAGCACCAGAUUAGUCCGUUCAGCGUCUGUAGCUUCUGAGAGGACGAGCAACGCAAUGCUGACCGACGAUUGGUCGUCGGCGUUGCCUGAAACGUCGCCGAGACAGGUUGGCGACAGCACACUGUCUGCUCUUAGCGAAGGUGACUUAAGCGAGAGGGAAGCAAGCGGGGACAGCAGCGAUGGUGAUAGUACCGAGGCAACCAGUCAACUAAAGCCGCGUAGUGUGCGAACCUUAGUUAAGUCCAGGCGGAAAGGAAUGCGCAUGGAGCAGAGGGAGAAGGCGAGAUUAAAGAGGCACGCCAACCGGUCCUCAUCCCCCAACUCGUCACUAGACUCUCUCCUCCUACUCACUCCCUCCCGGUCCGCCGCGAAACCCGCGAAACGAUCAGCGAAAGCCCCGGCGAAAGAGUUACCAGAAGCCGGCGAAGAGAAGGAGUUGACGUUGGAGGAGUUUCGCCGAGUGUCGAACGACCCGAUCUUCGCCAUGUUCGAAUCUGCGGGUGGUAAUUCGCGUCUCCUCACAGCCGCGGAAGAAAUAGAAUACUCCAAGGGCGUUCAGGAGCUCCUGAAGCUCGAGCGAGCUCGAGACGCGGCGGAGAAGGCGCAGGGGCGCGCGGUGACGAUGGAGGAGUGGGCGGAGGCGGCGGGGUUGUCGGUGGCGGAGGUGCGGCGGCGGGAGGCGCGCGGACGCGAGUGCAAGAAGGCGAUGAUGGCGAGCAACAUGCGGCUGGUGAUCAGCGUCGCGAAGAAAUACUGCCGCGGGGGAGUCGGCCUGCAAGAGCUCAUCACGGAGGGGUGCAUGGGGCUGACGAAGGGCAUAGAGCGCUUCGACCACAAGCGGGGCUUUAAGUUCUCCACGUACGCGCACUGGUGGAUCCGCCAGGCCAUCACUCGCUCCGUCGCCGAGCAGACCCGCACCGUGCGCCUCCCGGCCCACAUCUACGAGCUGCUAUCGCGCAUCGCCAAAGCAAGAGACCUGCUGUGGGAGCAGCUGGGGCGGCUGCCGUCCGACAGCGAGCUGGCCGGCCUCGUGGGGCUCACCCCCGCCAAGCUAAGGGCGGCGGUGCGCAACGUGCGUGUGCCCUGCUCCAUGGACCGCCCAAUUUCCUCCGAUGGCGAAGACACUCUCGGGGCAUUUGUGGAGGACUUGACUUUGGAGUGCCCAGAGGAGCGUAUGAUGCAGCAGCUGCUGAAGCGCGACCUGCAGCAGGUACUGGGCACACUCACGCCCCGGGAGAGGGAGGUGAUGUGGCACCGCUACGGGCUAGACGACGGGCGUGCCAAGACCCUGGAGGAGCUUGGAGUGAUGUUCCGGGUGACCCGGGAAAGGAUUCGGCAGAUUGAGUCCAAGGCACUGUUGAAGCUGAGGCAGCCUGAGAGGGGAGGGGGAUUGAAGGGCUAUGUGGAUGGGUUGGCCACAGAAAUGGCUGCCCUCGCUAACGCUGCUGUUGCUCCGUCCACCUUCGUCGGCCAGAGCGCUGAGCUCGCCGCCAAGGUCAACAAUGUGGAGGCUCGCGUCUCCAUGAGGAAGACGGCCAAGGCCGCCCCCGCCAGCUCCUUCUACGGCCCCGACCGCCCCCAGUUCCUGGGCCCCUUCUCCUCCCCCCCGUCGUACCUCAACGGCGAGUAUGCCGGUGACUACGGGUGGGACACCGCGGGUCUGUCCGCCGACCCCGAGACGUUCGCCAAGAACCGCGAGCUGGAGGUGAUCCACGCCCGCUGGGCUCUUCUCGGCGCCCUGGGCUGCCUGACCCCCGAGCUCCUGGCGAACAACGGCGUUGAGUUCGGCGAGGCUGUGUGGUUCAAGGCCGGUGCUCAGAUCUUCUCCGAGGGUGGCCUCGACUACCUCGGCAACCCCGGCCUGAUCCACGCCCAGUCCAUCCUGGCCAUCUGGGCCACCCAGGUGAUCCUGAUGGGCGCCGUUGAGAGCUACCGCGUGGGUGGCCUCGAGGGCUUCCAGGAGGUUGAGGACCCCCUGUACCCCGGCGGUGCCUUCGACCCCCUGGGUCUGGCUGACGACCCCGACGCUCUCGCGGAGCUGAAGGUUAAGGAGCUGAAGAACGGCCGCCUCGCCAUGGUGUCGAUGUUCGGAUUCUUCGUCCAGGCCAUCGUGACCGGCAAGGGUCCCCUCGAGAACCUGUCCGACCACCUGGCUGACCCCACCGUGAACAACGCCUGGGCCUAUGCCACCAACUUCACCCCCGGCCAGUAA
Messenger RNA from Closterium sp. Naga37s-1, 2523 nucleotides. Lineage: Eukaryota; Viridiplantae; Streptophyta; Zygnematophyceae; Desmidiales; Closteriaceae. The record is from the annotation of a GenBank genome assembly.